Molecule: messenger RNA, 814 nt
Organism: Striga asiatica
Lineage: Eukaryota; Viridiplantae; Streptophyta; Magnoliopsida; Lamiales; Orobanchaceae
Source: the annotation of a GenBank genome assembly
AAAAAAAAAAAGNACACGGGGUUCCGUAGAAUCAUCCAAUGUACUUUAAAGCUCCUUUCAUUCGUUUUACUUGAAAGACUCAUCCUCUCCGGCUCUCCCUAUCCAUUCAUCUCUCGAAGCGCGGACGCACACACAAGCGCAAAAUCGUCUCUUGUUGCAGAGCAAUAUGGGUUUUGGGCGAUAUGAGGUGUUCUAUUGUUCGAUUGAUUUAUUGGAUAAAGGUAGAAACCCUUCAACUGUCCAGAGAGGGAUACAAAGGAAAGAUAAGCCGAGAGGUCGUCAUCACGGGCUGACUCAACAGAAGAGGCAGGAGAUAAAGGAGGCUUUUGAACUGUUUGAUACUGAUGGAUCUGGAACCAUUGAUGCGAAAGAAUUGAAUGUAGCCAUGAGGGCUCUUGGUUUUGAAAUGUCAGAAGAGGAAAUCACUCGAAUGAUCGCUGAAGUAGACAAAGAUGGCAGUGGGGCUAUUGACUUUGAUGAGUUUUGUCACAUGAUGACAGCUAAAUUUGGAGAAAGGGACACUAAUGAAGAGCUCAAGAAGGCUUUUCGCAUUAUUGACCAAAACAAUAAUGGGAGCAUAUGUCUUGGAGAUAUUAGACGCAUAGCAAAUGAUUUGGGUGAAAGAUUCACUGAAAAAGAGCUGCAGGAUAUGAUUAGGGAAGCAGACCGAGAUAAUGAUGGUGAAGUAAGUUUGGAUGAUUUCUUGAAGAUGAUGAGCCGAACCUCCCUGUUUUCUUGUCUGAAAAUAAUGUUGUACAGUAUGCUCCAGUUGAGGGCUAUUACUGUUCAGGAUUAUUACGACAAGGAUCUUUGA